Molecule: messenger RNA, 2208 nt
Organism: Penicillium riverlandense
Lineage: Eukaryota; Fungi; Ascomycota; Eurotiomycetes; Eurotiales; Aspergillaceae
Product: putative NADH-ubiquinone oxidoreductase, subunit G
Exons: 7
Coding region: 1-2208 (735 amino acids)
Biological process (GO): ATP synthesis coupled electron transport
Cellular component (GO): membrane
Molecular function (GO): iron-sulfur cluster binding; NADH dehydrogenase (ubiquinone) activity
Source: RefSeq, a predicted model, not a curated record
AUGCGGCCGCAGCUGUUCCGUGCGGCCGCCCGGUCGCUCCGGGCCCCCAAGGUCACCCCCAGGACCUUCGCGACGUCAACCCCUCGAGCGGCCGAGGUGGAACUCACCAUUGACGGAAAGAAAGUUUCGGUGGAAGCCGGUUCGGCUCUCAUCCAGGCAUGCGAGAAGGCAGGCGCGACAAUUCCCAGAUACUGCUACCACGAAAAACUUUUGGUUGCCGGAAACUGUCGUAUGUGCCUCGUUGAAGUUGAGCGAGCUCCGAAGCCGGUGGCCUCGUGUGCCUGGCCCGUGCAGCCGGGAAUGGUGGUCAAGACAAACUCACCGUUGGUGCACAAGGCGAGAGAAGGUGUCAUGGAAUUCCUGCUCGCCAACCACCCACUCGAUUGCCCCAUCUGUGACCAGGGAGGAGAGUGUGACCUUCAAGACCAGUCGAUGCGCUAUGGUGCUGACCGCGGCCGGUUCCAUGAAUCCGGUGGCAAGCGUGCUGUGGAGGAUAAGAACAUUGGGCCUCUGGUCAAAACAUCGAUGAACCGAUGCAUUCAUUGCACUCGCUGUGUUCGAUUCAUGAACGACGUCGCCGGCGCACCAGAACUGGGAACGACUGGCCGAGGAAACGAAAUGCAGAUUGGAACCUAUUUGGAACAGAACCUGAAUUCGGAAAUGUCGGGCAACGUCAUUGACCUUUGCCCCGUCGGUGCUCUGACUUCCAAACCUUACGCUUUCCGUGCCCGUCCGUGGGAGCUGAAGCACACCGAGUCGAUCGAUGUUCACGAUGCCCUGGGCUCGAACGUUCGGAUUGAUAGCCGCGGUAUGGAAGUCAUGCGCAUCAUCCCAAGACUGAACGACGAUAUCAACGAGGAAUGGAUCAACGACAAGUCGCGGUUCGCUUGUGAUGGAUUGAAGACUCAACGGCUCACCACGCCCUUGAUUCGCCGGGAAGGCAAAUUUGUGCCGGCUACCUGGGAACAGGCUCUCACGGAAAUCUCGUCUGCCCACCAGAAAUUGCAGCUGAAGCCCAAUGAGUUCAAGGCCGUUGCGGGACACUUGGUCGAUGCCGAAACGCUUGUUGCGAUGAAGGAUAUGGCGAACAAGCUGGGAUCCGAUAACCUUGCUCUUGACCAGCCUGGCGGUAGUUCUCCCAUCGCCCACGGUAUCGAUGCCCGUGCCAACUACUUGUUCAACUCCAAAAUCUAUGGCACCGAGGAAGCAGACGCCCUUCUUCUCGUUGCCACGAACCCCCGUCAUGAGGCCGCGGUCCUGAAUGCUCGCAUUCGUAAACAAUACCUGCGCUCCGACAUGGAGAUUGGGCUCGUUGGAGAGGAGUUUGAAAGCACUUUCGAAUUCGAGCACCUUGGGGCCGACGUCUCUGCUCUGAAGGCCGCAUUGUCUGGAGAGUUUGGCAAGAAGCUCGCCGGCGCUAAGCGGCCAAUGAUUGUUGUUGGUAGCGCGGCUACCGAGCACCCCGACGCGAAGGCCAUCUUCGAGGCGGUUGGCAGCUUUGUCGAGAAGCACGCCAACUUCAACACCCCUGAGUGGCAGGGCUACAACGUCCUUCAGCGUGCAGCAUCUCGGGCCGGAGCCUAUGAAAUCGGCUUCACUACCCCGUCCCCCGAGGUCGCUCAGACUUCCCCCAAGAUGAUCUGGCUCUUGGGCGCGGAUGAGAUCGCGCAAAGCGAGAUUCCGAAGGAUGCGUUUGUCAUUUACCAGGGCCACCACGGAGACCGGAGUGCCCAGCUUGCAGACGUCAUCCUACCGGGAGCAGCAUAUACCGAGAAGUCCGCCACUUAUAUCAACACCGAGGGUCGUGUGCAGGUCACCCGUGCAGCUACGUCGCUGCCCGGUGCGGCCCGUGAUGACUGGAAGAUUAUCCGUGCCACCAGCGAGUUCCUCGGCGCUCCUCUGCCCUAUGAUGACAUCGAGGCCCUCAGGGAUCGCAUGGAGGAGAUCAGCCCUGUGAUGCGUCGGUACGAUGUUGUCGAGCCUAGCUCGGUCAGCUCAUUGAGCAAGGUCCAGCUAGUGGAUCAGAACAAGGGAUCUCCCGCCACGGGGGCUCCGUUCAAGAAGGUCAUUCAGGACUUCUUCUUCACUGACUCCAUUUCUAGAAGCUCACCCACCAUGGCCCGCUGCUCCGCUGCCAAGGCCACCGGUAACCCCGAGACCAACUUCAUGGCUGCUGGAGAGAUGUCUCCUCAAGCCCUAUAUGGCUAG